This is a messenger RNA of Papaver somniferum (opium poppy), 2871 nucleotides long. Its product is annotated as auxin efflux carrier component 2-like. Gene Ontology annotation, biological process: auxin export across the plasma membrane; auxin polar transport. Gene Ontology annotation, cellular component: plasma membrane; endoplasmic reticulum. Gene Ontology annotation, molecular function: auxin efflux transmembrane transporter activity. Lineage: Eukaryota; Viridiplantae; Streptophyta; Magnoliopsida; Ranunculales; Papaveraceae. The transcript is spliced from 6 exons. Bases 559 to 2520 code for a protein of 653 amino acids. The record is from RefSeq and is a predicted model, not a curated record.
CGUGUAUGAAAUCUCAUGAUAUAUACGUCGUACAGCCAUAAACUCUUAAAUCUCAAUUAGAUACUCAAAUCCUAAGUGGCCAACUCUCUUAUCUGUCUGUAAUCUGUACGUGAAGUCAGUUUCUCUGUUUAGAAUAUAUAGUUAUACACAUGCAACAGAGAGGUCAUCAGUCCACACACACAUUCUCUCCUUACCAAAUUGGAUUCCAUAUUCAUUCACUUAGGUUCUCUCUCUCACCCUCUUUCUCUGACUCUUCUCUAUAUAAAACCAUGAAUUGAAGAAGAAGAAAUCAGAAUGAAAAGGGUUGAUCACUAGUUUAUAUGUGUGUGUAUUUCUCUUACUAUAUGUAUAAAACUAUCUUACCAAAGAUGCAGCUAGAAGAGCUCUUUUGAGUAGUUGUGUUGAUUCAUUUUACUCUUUUGCUCUUCCUUGGUCUUUCUUUUCUUACCAAAAUCCAUCUUGGGUCACCUUUGAACCCAACUCCACAACAUAAUCAUCAACACCAAGAAUUAUCUCUGUUUCUUUCUAGCGCUGCUAUAUCAAAGUAAAUAAAUAAAAAUGAUUACAGGAAAAGAUAUCUAUAAUGUCUUGGCAGCCAUUGUCCCAUUAUAUGUAGCUAUGUUCUUAGCAUAUGGUUCAGUAAGAUGGUGGAAAAUCUUCACGCCAGAUCAGUGUUCCGGAAUCAAUCGUUUUGUAGCAGUUUUCGCGGUACCUCUUCUUUCGUUUCAUUUCAUUUCAUCCAAUGAUCCUUACAAGAUGAACUACCGUUUUAUCGCAGCCGACUCUUUGCAGAAAGUAAUUGUUUUAACUUCUCUUUUUCUAUGGAAUUGUUUUGCAAAGAAUGGAAAUUUAGAAUGGAUGAUUACUUUGUUUUCUCUCUCGACGUUGCCAAACACUCUUGUCAUGGGUAUACCUCUUCUUGAAGCUAUGUAUAUUGGCAGUGAAUCAGGAACUUUAAUGGUUCAAAUUGUUGUUUUACAAAGUGUUGUUUGGUAUACUUUGAUGCUGUUUAUGUUUGAAUAUAGAGGAGCUAAAUUGUUAAUCAGUGAACAGUUCCCAGAAACAGCUGGAUCAAUUACUUCAUUUAGGGUUGAUUCAGAUGUUGUGUCCUUAAAUGGAAGAGAGCCAUUGCAAGCUGAUGCUGAGAUUGGUGAUGAUGGAAAAUUACACGUUGUAGUUAGACGUUCGACGUCAUCACGUUCGAUGAUUUCUUCGUAUCAUAAAUCUCACGGGUUAAAUUCUGUUACUUCAAUGACACCAAGAGCAUCAAACUUAACAGGAGUCGAGAUUUAUUCCAUUCAAUCUUCAAGAGAGCCAACACCAAGAGCUUCAAGUUUUAACCAGAACGAUUUUUAUGCAAUGUUUAAUUCUAGUAAAAUGGCUAGUCCAAAACAUGGGUAUACAAAUAAUUACCAAGGCAGUGGUAAUGGUGGCGAUGUAUAUUCGUUACAAUCAUCGAAAGGACCAACACCAAGAUCUUCAAACUAUGAUGAAGAACUAAAAUAUGGAAAUAGUGUGAAUAGCAAUAAUACUAAGAAGAUGCUUGGAGGAAGAAGCAUGAGUGGAGAGCUGUUGCAUAAUGGUGGACUAAGUUCUUCAUAUCCACCACCAAAUCCAAUGUUUUCGGGUUCGACUAGUGGUGCUACUGGUGGUAAGAUGAUGAAGAAAGAUGGUAACAAUAAAGAACUUCAUAUGUUUGUUUGGAGUUCAAGUGCUUCUCCUGUUUCAGAAGGCAAUUUAAGACAAGCUGUUAAUAACAAAGCUGCUGCUUCUGAUUUUGGUGUUGUUAAUUCUUCUAAAGUUGUUCUUCAACAAGAAAUUGCCGCUUCAAGAGGAAAGCAUGAUUUUGGUGAAAGUGGAAAAGAAGCUUCAAAAAUGGGUGGAGAACAUCCAAAACAAGUGGAUUUAGAAAAUAAUAGCCCAAAGUUUCCCGUAAAUGGUUCACCAUUUUUGACACAGAAGAAAUUAGAAAUGGAUGACCAAGAUCACAAGAAAAUGAUGGGUACUCACAGAAUGCCUCCAGCAAGUGUCAUGACCAGACUUAUUUUGAUCAUGGUCUGGAGGAAGCUUAUUAGAAACCCUAACACUUACUCUAGUCUUCUUGGUGUUAUUUGGUCACUUGUUUCUUACAGGUGGGAAAUCCAAAUGCCUACGAUUGUCAGAGGAUCGAUAUCCAUAUUAUCAGAUGCAGGACUUGGAAUGGCUAUGUUUAGUCUGGGUUUAUUCAUGGCAUUACAACCAAAAAUCAUAGCUUGUGGUAAACGAGUUGCGACUUUUGCAAUGGCGGUUAGAUUUUUAACCGGCCCAGCAGUAAUUGCAGCAACUGGAAUUGCAGUGGGUCUCCGAGGAACUCUUUUACAUAUAGCCAUCGUUCAGGCAGCCCUUCCUCAAGGAAUUGUACCUUUUGUGUUUGCCAAAGAGUAUAAUGUUCAUCCGGAUAUUCUUAGUACUGGGGUAAUCUUUGGAAUGCUAAUUGCAUUGCCAAUUACUGUGGGCUAUUAUGUUCUUCUUGGAGUUUAGAGCAAAUGCAAAUAUAAAGGGAAGAAAAGAAGACAAGAAGAGAAAUAUUUUACUACGAUUACAUUUCAUGCAAGACUCAUGGAAGAUGAAGAAAGGAUCUUUAAAUACAUCAAUGGGGUUCAGUGUAUAACUUAGGAUAUUCAAUUAUAUGCUUUCUUUGCAUGUGACACCAUUGAAUUCAUCAAGAGAGAAAAAAAAAUGCUCAGUUAUCUUUUAUAUUUAAUUAUUCUUUUCACAGAAUUAUUACUUAGUUAUUAGAUUAGUGUUUUUUAGGUUAAUACAGUACUUAAUAGUAAAAAACGCAAUGCUUGGGAAAGGAAGAAACCAAAGGUACUUUAGUUUACUUGUGAU